AUGUUAUGCACAGCGUUACUCGUCGAUAGAUUACCCUCACCACUAGGAUAUAUUCCGUGUUGGGCAACGAUACUUUCAAGCUUCAUUGAAUCAGUUGUGACGGAUACUGCACGAAUCGUUCCGAUAGGCAAUCACAUAUCUGUAUUCAUUCCUGCGACAGAAACUAGACUGAUGACGAAAUUUAUGGAUGUUAUCAUGCAAACAUCACCUGGAAUACAACUCAGCACGUCAAUGAUAGCUCGUCAAUUGCGUGAUAUGGCUGACAGGUUCGAGUACCACUAUAUCGAUGAGGAACAGCGCUCUACAUGCACACCUGCGCCAUCAUCGUCACAGGCCCAAAUUGCCAAUAUUGUACCAUUGGAGUUUCAUCCAAUACUGCAACGUUUUUUAACGCUUUGA
Loa loa (African eye worm) is the source of this 399-nucleotide messenger RNA. RefSeq lists its product as hypothetical. The transcript is spliced from 3 exons. The coding region runs from base 1 to 399 and encodes 132 amino acids. NCBI's taxonomy places the organism in Eukaryota, Metazoa, Nematoda, Chromadorea, Rhabditida, Onchocercidae. The record is from RefSeq and is a predicted model, not a curated record.